Messenger RNA from Balaenoptera ricei (Rice's whale), 1111 nucleotides. RefSeq names its product small nuclear ribonucleoprotein polypeptide E (gene SNRPE). Lineage: Eukaryota; Metazoa; Chordata; Mammalia; Artiodactyla; Balaenopteridae. Gene Ontology annotation, cellular component: precatalytic spliceosome; U5 snRNP; U1 snRNP. Gene Ontology annotation, biological process: mRNA splicing, via spliceosome; spliceosomal snRNP assembly. Gene Ontology annotation, molecular function: RNA binding. The transcript has 5 exons. The coding region runs from base 64 to 372 and encodes 102 amino acids. The record is from RefSeq and is a predicted model, not a curated record.
UUAUUCCGGAAGUUGCUUUUUGAGGUAGUGUGCGGGAUAGCGUGGUCUUUGUGAGCUUCCACCAUGGCGUACCGGGGCCAGGGCCAGAAGGUGCAGAAGGUGAUGGUACAGCCAAUCGUAUCCUGCUCGGGAUGUGAGAAGGAGGAGAAUCUCAUCUUCAGAUACUUGCAAAAUAGAUCUCGGAUUCAGGUGUGGCUUUAUGAGCAAGUGAAUAUGCGGAUAGAGGGCUGUAUCAUUGGUUUUGAUGAGUAUAUGAACCUCGUAUUAGAUGAUGCAGAAGAGAUUCAUUCUAAAACAAAGUCAAGAAAACAACUGGGUCGGAUCAUGCUAAAAGGAGAUAACAUUACUCUGCUCCAAAGUGUCUCCAACUAGAAAUGAUCAAUGAAGUGAGAAAUUGUUGAGAAGGCAAUACAGUUUUUUUAGGUGUGCUUUGUUAGAAGUGUAGUUCUAAAGCAUUUAUUCAUAUUGUUUUGCUCACCUUUAUGUUAUUACCAGAUGACAAUAAAUGCUGUGGGAUUGUUUUUAUUAAAAUUUUUACAUUGUUUUCUUUUAUCCAGGUGUAGAGAGUUUUUACACAAUGGCACCAUUAGCUGUUAGUAUUUAUUUUAAGGUUUUCUGAAGAUGGCACUUGUCCUGGGCAUUUGCUUUUCACAGAACUGGGAUCUGUAGAUUCUUAAGGCAAAGAGUAGGAAUUCUACCUGACAUGUAAUCUUCUGAUACUGGGUGGUGGAGAAGGGGAGUGUUCACAAAAGUAAAGAUCAUGGUGCCAAUAUAUGUCUUCAUCAUCAGUUCUAAUUCUGAAUGCUGGGACACAAGGGUUUCUAACCACAAUAGGUUGGGGACAUUAUAGUAGCUCAGUAUUUACUUAGCACUCUCUUAGAGUUAUUGUGUAAGGCCUUUGUGAAUUCUUUUAUCACUAAGGUCAGAAUGUGAGAAGUAUUUGGAUAUAGGCAAAGAAUGAAAGUUUGUUAAAAAGGAGCUCUGUUAAGAGUUAACUGGAGGGAGACUUUGUGAGAUUGGUAACCUGAAAAAGACCCACAGGCAACACUGGUAAGUUGUUCUUAGGCAGAACAAUAGUAUGUUAGUUGGGGAAACUCCUCUUCUAUUCUUA